CUCAAGCUUUGUGCUCGUUUAUGGUAUCAGAGCUAAACACUCUAACGAGAAUCCUUUUCUUUCUCACCUUCCUUCUUCUUUUUCGUUCUUCUUUCUCAAAAAUGACCACUGAGUCGUCCUCUGUUUCCUCCACCUCUGCCUCUGGUGAUUCCUCUUCCUUGCCAACCACCACUCUGACUCUCCCUGCCAAUCCUCAGCUGUCAAUCAAACUCACCCCUACCAAUUAUCUCCACUAGCAUGCCCAGAUCACACCGCUUUUACGUUGUCACCGCCUUAUGGGACACGUCGACGACACUCUGCCAGCCCCGCCGCAGUUCGUCGAUGGCCAUCCCAAUCCGGCUUAUCUGACCUGGUAUGAACCUGAUCAAUACGUUCUUUCAUGGAUUAAUUUCACCCUUUCUGAGUCCGUGCUUCCCAAUGUCAUCAACAAGGUUACUGCCGCCGAUGCGUGGUCUGCCCUUGUUCGAAUUUAUGCAUCUGGCUCCAAGCUACAGAUUCGCCAUUUGACGAAGGAACUCCAAAAUAUUCGUCGUGGUGAUGCCGCGAUACAUGAUUAUCUUCAGGCAGCCAAGUCUAAGGCGGAUCAGCUCGCCGCCCUCGGUGCUCCGCUCAAGAAUGAUGAUUUCAUCGCCUGGUUGCUCGAUGGUCUUGGUGAGGACUAUCGCCCAUUUGUUCGUCACAUUGAAUCACGCAUGGAGCCGAUUAGUUUUGAAGAUCUGCACUCCCUGUUGCUGAGCGAAGAAAGUCAGAUUCGGCGGUACUCUGUUCGCCAUGAUUCUCCGGCGCCGACGACGUUUUAUUCCAGCGCCGCCAAUCCUCGAGGUCACAGAAGUGGCCGGGGUCGUGGUCGAGGGGCUCCACGGGGCCGAUUUAUCUCUAAUCCUUUAUUGUCUUCUGGCAGGUCCGACCCAAAUGCGGGAAUCCUUGGUUCGCGACCCAUCCCUACUCAGGUGGUGUGUCACAAUUGUGGGGGGCGCGGGCAUAUUAAGCCCAACUACCCGAGCCCACCCAUUCCACCCAUUUCCCAGCCUGCCAUUCACCCUGCCACCGGCCCACCUACUCCUUAUGGCCCAGUUGGCUCUACUUAUUCCAGUCCACAUACCAUGUUUGCCAAUUCUUCAGCCCAAAUGCUUCAUUCCCAGCAAUGGCUCAUGGAUUCUGGUACUAAUCACCAUUUAACUUCUGAUCUGGAUAAUCUUGCUAACCAUUCGGAAUAUAAUGGCAUUGAUCAUGUUAUGUUUGGCAACGGUAAAUCCCUCCCAAUUUCCCAUUAUGGUUCCUCUCCUGCUUCUUUAUCCCAUACUUCCAUUGCAUUAGAUAAUAUUCUUCACGUGCGCAAUGCUCCUUAUAAUCUUUUGUCCAUUAGUGCUCUUACACGUAAUGAUCCUAUUUCCAUCGAAUUCUUUGAUUCUCUCUUUGUUAUUAAGGACUGGCGCACGUCGAAUGAGAUUUAUCGUGGCUAUGCGGUGGAUGGCCCCUAUUCUCUUCCUCUAAAUAUUGUUCGUCAUCUACUGCCUUUUGCUUGCAUUGCGACAUUGGAUGUGUGGCAUCGUCGCCUUGGGCACGCGCAUGAUCGUGUCGUCAAGCAAGCUCUUCGUCAACAUCAUAUCACAUUUCUUCCCUCUCAAUUGUCAUUAUGUCAUGGUUGUGCUGCCAUUAGAACUUGUUUGCAGUGAUGUUGGGGCCCUGCUCCUGUUUUAUCCUAUGAUAAGCAAUCUUACUACAUUCUCUUCUAUGAUCACUACAACAAAUUUUCGUGGAUUUACUUUGUUCGAUAUAAAUCACAAUUGCUUAAUGUUUUCAUUCAAUUCCGUCAAUUGGGUGAAAAAUAUUUUGGCACUCCCAUUAAAACCUUUCAGUCGGAUUGGGGCGAUCAAUAUCAAGCUUUGUCUUCCUACUUAAGUACACAUGGCAUCGCCCAUCGUUCUUCUUGUCCCUACACACCAGAACAAAAUGGGUGUGCUGAACGCAAGCAUCGUCAUAUCGUCAACAAUGGUCUUGCUCUUUUACAUCAUUCUCAUGUUCCUCAAAAAUACUGGUCUCUUGCGUUUGAUACUGGGUGUUAUCUCAUAAACCGCACUCCCACUCCACUCCUCCAACAUCGUUCCCCCUUUCAUGCUUUAUUUCAUCGAUCUCCUGAUCUAGCCAAUCUUCGUGUUUUUGGUUGUCUGUGCUACCCAUGGCUUCGCCCUUACGCCACUUCCAAACUCGAACCUCGUUCUGUUCCUUGUGUUUUCUUGGGAUAUAGUAAACUUCAUAAAGGAUA
This is a messenger RNA of Linum trigynum, 2266 nucleotides long. NCBI's taxonomy places the organism in Eukaryota, Viridiplantae, Streptophyta, Magnoliopsida, Malpighiales, Linaceae. The record is from the annotation of a GenBank genome assembly.